AUGCCUAAAGCAAACGGUCAGUACGACCGCUACAAUACCGAUCUCAGUGAUGUGCUUGGAUCUACUGUCCGUGUUAAGAAAAAGAUAAAAUCUAUUCAAAAUUUGCUCAGUAAGGAGACCUUACCAGCAGAUAUUCGAAUUGAGAAGGAAAGAGCAUUGAAAGCAUUGCAACAGGACUUGAAAAACACUCGUUUCAAUUUGAAAACAAAAGAGAGGGCCAAAAAGUACCAUAUGCUUCGCUUCUUCGAAAGAAAGAAGGCAUUGAGAAAGUUGAAGCAGGCUACCAAAGCUCAUGAUGAGGCUGUCGAUGCUGACGUUAGAAAAGACAUCAAGAAGGCCAGAAAAGUGUUAAAGCACGCCCAAAUAGAUGUGGCCUAUGUCUACAUGUUCCCAAAGUCCGAGAAGUAUAUUGCUCUAUAUCCAAAUGAGCCUCUGCCUGAGAUGUUAAAGGAUUCUAAUGUCAAGAAGGGCAUGCAAAUCACUGACGAGAAGAGACAGCAGUAUAGAAAGAAAAUGGAGGAGCUUAUUGACUCCGAUAAGUUGCCAUUUACUUUCGAGGAUGCGUUGGCAGGAAAGACCAUCCAGGUUGAUGAAGAUAGAUUGCCUGAACCAGAAGAGGAGGUGGAUGCUCCACAGGAACAGAACAACAAGCUGGACGAGGACGAUUUCUUCGAGUAA
Molecule: messenger RNA, 678 nt
Organism: Sungouiella intermedia
Lineage: Eukaryota; Fungi; Ascomycota; Pichiomycetes; Serinales; Metschnikowiaceae
Source: the annotation of a GenBank genome assembly